Molecule: messenger RNA, 2856 nt
Organism: Phytophthora sojae
Lineage: Eukaryota; Oomycota; Peronosporomycetes; Peronosporales; Peronosporaceae
Exons: 10
Coding region: 1-2856 (951 amino acids)
Biological process (GO): valyl-tRNA aminoacylation
Cellular component (GO): cytosol
Molecular function (GO): ATP binding; valine-tRNA ligase activity; aminoacyl-tRNA deacylase activity
Source: RefSeq, a predicted model, not a curated record
AUGAUCCUGCCGCCGCCCAACGUCACGGGCGCGCUGCACCUUGGCCACGCGCUGACCGUGACCAUCCAGGACGCCAUCGCGCGCUGGCACCGCAUGCGCGGCUUCGACGUACGCUGGCUGCCGGGUCUGGACCACGCGGGCAUCGCCACGCAGAGCGUCGUGGAGCGCAAGCUGCUCAAGGAGAAGGGCCUGUCCCGCCACGACCUGGGACGGGAGGCCUUCGUGCAACAGGUGUGGGCCUGGAACGAGCAGUACGGGGGCCGGAUCAUGAGCCAGAUCGACCAUCUUGGAGCCAUUGUGAAGAAGGACCAACCGUAUUUCACGCUGGACGAGCAGAGGUCGAGGGCUGUGGUGGACGCCUUCGUGAAGCUCCAUGAGAAGGGGCUGGUCUACAGACGACGGCGGAUGGUCAACUGGUGCCCGACGUUGCAGACUGCCAUUUCGGACAUUGAAGUGGAUCUGGAGCAGCUGGAGAAGCCCACGAAGAAGAUGCUGCCUGGAAGGGAGAAGGCGGUGGAGUUUGGCGUCAUGCACAGGUUCAAAUACCAAAUUGCGGACUCGGAUUCCGGCGAGUUCUUGGAGGUGGACACCACACGACCGGAAACGAUUUUUGGAGAUGUUGCUGUUGCCGUGCACCCGGAAGACCCAAGGUACAAGGAGUUUCAUGGGAGAUUCGUGGUGCACCCAUUCUCCAAGGAACGCAUCCCGAUUGUCACGGAUGAUGUGUUGGUGAACAUGGAGCUCGGCACUGGUGUGGUUAAGGUCACGCCGGCUCACGACCCGAAGGACUUCGAGUGCGGUCGUCGCCAUGAUUUGCCGGAAGUUGAAGUGAUGAACAAGCACGGAAACCUGUGCGGCAACAUUGAUGAACGGUUUAUUGGGAUGGACAGGUUUGACGCGCGCCAACGUGUCGUCGAGGAGCUGCAGGCAAUGGAUCUUUACGUUGACAAGCUCGACCACCCGACUGCUUUAUCGAUCUGCUCACGCUCAGGAGACGUCAUCGAGCCGUUGCUAAUGCCGCAGUGGUACGUGGACUGCAGUGCCAUGGCCAAGCGCGCUGCGGACAACGUCCGCAACGGAGUGAUGGCUAUUGAGCCAAAGUCACACGCACACACAUGGUUUUUCUUCUUGGACAAUAUCCAGGACUGGUGCGUCAGCCGCCAGCUCUGGUGGGGCCACCGUAUCCCGGCGUACCGUCUGAAACCUGGCAGCGCAAGCGUGUCUGAAGCGAGUGACAAGUGGUUUGUUGCGUCAUCUCUCGAGGAGGCUCGACAGAAGGCUGAGGCUGAACUUGGAUGCAAACUACAAGAUGAUGACCUCGAACAAGAUAUGGACGUACUCGACACAUGGUUUAGCUCGGGCCUGCUUCCUCUGUCGGCUUUUGGAUGGCCCAAUGCAAGUAAUGACGCUGCCGUCACGACGGAUCUAAAUUCUAGCUACCCGCUGGAUGUAAUGGAGACCGGAUCCGAUAUCCUGUUCUUCUGGGUUGCACGAAUGGCCAUGCUCUGUGAAGAGUUCUCCGGGCGCGUACCAUUCGAGAAGGUGCUGUUGCACCCUAUGGUGCGCGACAAAACAGGACGGAAGAUGUCAAAAAGCCUAGGAAACGUCAUCGACCCACUGCAUGUAAUUAAUGGCAUCAGCCUGGAGCAGCUACUUACGGACUUGCAGGGCGGAAAUGUUGGUCCGCGCGAGCUGAAGAAGGCAGAGAAAGAGCUGAAGAAGGAAUUUCCGAAGGGCAUCCCAACCUGUGGCGCUGAUGCGUUGCGUUUCACGCUGGCCUCGUAUCUGCAGCAAGGCCGGCAGAUCAACAUGGACGUGCAGCGUGUCGUGUCAUAUCGUCACUUCUGCAACAAGGUGUGGAAUGCUGUUCGCUACGCUUUACCGUUGCUGGAGGCGGAUGCAAGUGUUGCUGCGGACGAGUGCGUAGACCUCCUGCAUUUGCGUGAUGACAUGACUCUUGCAGACCGGUGGAUUAUGAGUCGAUUGGCUGGUGUAGUGUCGGAAGUGAACAGAGGAAUCGCUGCCAACCAGCUUGCGACCAGUGUUGCUGCCAUUCAACGGUUCUUCGUGCAGGAGCUGUGUGACGUCUACAUUGAAUUCAGCAAGCCUGUGCUGUACGGUAACCGCUUAGAGGAAAACGUUGACGUAGACGAGCAGCAUGCACGGAAGCGUAGCGCUCAAGCCACGUUGCACCGGUGUCUAGACUACUCGAUGCGUCUGCUGCAUCCGUUUACUCCGUUUGUCACGGAAGAGCUGUGGCAGCGUAUCCGCGAUGCUGACCCACUAGCUGCGUCAUCAAGCGAGCAGGGAGUGGAGACUUCAAUCUUGUGCUCUGAGUUCCCGGAAGAAGUCCACAUGAGCUCUUGGGUUGAUCCGAAUGCGGAAGAGAGGAUGGCGCUUGUCAUCGAUGUGAUUCAUGGGAUCCGGUCGCUUCGUCACACCGUCAAGGUGCUGGCCCCGAAUGCGACUCCUGCUGGUGACAAUGAGCUCCCUACUAUUCACAUUAUGUGCUCGAACGCAACUGUGCACUCCGAAUUGAAGGAUGCGCGGCCUGACCUUGAGACUCAGUGCCGUGUGAACGUGGAUAUCAAAGCUGCCGCUGAGGGUUCUUCCUUGCUCUCGUCUUCACACGUGCUGACGCACUCCGUGUCCGACUCCUGUCGAGAAAAACGUGCCUCAAAGAGUGCUUCCGCUGCAGAAGCACUCAUUCGCCGCCAACAGGGACCCCACUACGCCAGCAAGGUUCCUGAAUCCGUUCAAUCUCAGGACGCGCAGCGCCUCACGCAGCUGCAGACCGACUUGCACGCAGCGGAGAAGAGCCUGGCCGCUCUGCGAGAGCUCCAAAAACUCUACUAA